GCAGGAACAGAGUCUCCUGCUCCUAUUCGAGCUCUCCACUUCAGCUUCAUAAUCAAUCACAGUGGGGGCAACGACACGAAGAAUAAUUUUUCCGAUCCAGAAAUGACGAGACGGUCACGAAUCCUCUGCGCCUGCGCAACCCUAGCCUUGCUAUUGCUCUCGUCGGCGGCGGCGGCCUCGGCCGACGUGGUCGUUCUGACGGAGGACAAUUUUGACAAGGAGGUCGGCCAAGAUCGAGGCGCCCUCGUCGAGUUCUACGCUCCUUGGUGUGGGCACUGUAAAAAGCUUGCUCCAGAGUAUGAGAAGCUUGGUGAAAGUUUCAAGAAGGCAAAAUCAGUUCUGAUUGGAAAGGUGGACUGUGAUGAGCAUAAGAGUGUCUGUAGCAAGUAUGGUGUUUCUGGAUACCCCACCAUCCAAUGGUUUCCUAAAGGGUCUUUGGAGCCUAAAAAGUAUGAAGGCGCACGUAGUGCAGAAGCCCUUGUUGAGUUCGUGAACAACGAAGGAGGGACUAAUGUUAAGAUAGCUGCAAUCCCCUCAAGUGUAGUGGUACUAACACCUGAUAAUUUUGAUGAGCUUGUCCUGGAUGAAACGAAGGAUGUUUUGGUUGAAUUUUAUGCACCCUGGUGUGGCCAUUGCAAAAGCCUUGCUCCUACUUAUGAAAAGGUUGCAUCAGCAUUUAAGCUUGAGGAAGAUGUAAUAAUUGCAAAUCUUGAUGCUGACCAACACAAAGAUCUGGCAGAAAAGUAUGGUGUGAGUGGCUUUCCUACCUUGAAGUUCUUUCCUAAAGGCAACAAAGCUGGUGAGGAUUAUGAUGGUGGCCGAGAUUUAGAUGACUUUGUAAAUUUCAUCAAUGAGAAUUGUGGUACUAGUCGUGAUGCAAAGGGACAACUUACUGACAAAGCUGGUAUAAUUGAGACUUUGGAUGCAUUGGUGAAGGAGUUUGUUACCGCCAGCAGUGAGGAGAAGAAAACAGUUUACGGCCGGAUGGAGGAGGAAGUUGAGAAGCUGAAGGGUUCUGCCGCAAGAUAUGGAAAGAUAUACUUGAAAGCUGCCAAGAGCUGUUUGGAAAAAGGUGCUGAUUAUGCCAAUAACGAAGUCCAGCGGCUGGAACGCAUGCUAAAGAAGGUAAGCUUUGCUUUACCUGAUUAUGUGGUGGUUGUCUGCAAAAUGCAAAAUACUGUGAGAAAUUGCAUUUUGCUUUCAUUUUUGAGGAAAACAUUUCUUUUAGGAGCUCCUUCACUUAAUUGAAGGCUGCUUUUGCCAUCCAAGAAGGCUGUGGAAAUAGCUGUCACCAUAAGGCUAAGGCUGUGUUUGGAUGUGUAUUUAUGGAGGGAAAGAAAUGGAUUUGUGAAGCUGGUUUUUCCCCUCUUCUCCCUUUCCUUUUGUUUGCACUCUACAAAUCCUUAUAUCCAAGGUCCAAACACAGCCUAAAUGUUUGUUUUCUUGUCGAUCCAAGAAAAUUAUAGAAACAGCAGGUUGGCCAUGAUGGCAAUGCUCGAUAUUUUUUAUUAUUAAACUUGAAACACAUUUUGGUUAUUAGGGCCACAUUUGUACAACGCUUGUCCACAUCAAUUUUCUGGAAACUCAUCUAUGUUUUCUUUCACUAUUUGUGUUUUGUAACUUUUGUUGGUGCAGACCAUUAGUGCUGCAAAAGCUGAUGAUUUUACGCUCAAGAAGAACGUCCUAUCUGCUUUUGCUUGAACCUUGAGGUUAUUUGCAGCCUUGUUUUUAUGGCUGGGAGUAUAGCCAAGUUUUUCUUUAGCUUGGGGAAUAUAGCCAAUUCCAAUGCUUUUAUUGCGCAUCUUCUCGACAACUUUUUGGAAUACAGGCUUCUAUCACUUCAGAGAGAGGUCUAUCAUUUUAGAGAGAGGUCAUUCGGUGUUGCUGUUGCCAAUGUUGUUACAUUUUUGUCGGUUUCUCAUUGUUAUCAACACCGUGAUAGAAAAAAUCACAUUAGCCACUAAUGCAUGGAUCUUGUCUUAGAAUGAUUGUCUUUGCCCGUGUAAUCUUGAUUUUCCUGAAAAUGGAUAGGUGAUCAUACUUUUAUCUUUGCUGUGCUAGUGCUGAAAGGUUGUGGAACAAAAGUGGGUUCUUGUUUGUAAGUUUCACACAAAUUUAAGUGAAUUUUCAGUUACUUUGGCUACAAA
Messenger RNA from Rhododendron vialii, 2147 nucleotides. Its product is annotated as probable protein disulfide-isomerase A6. Gene Ontology annotation, biological process: protein folding. The record is from RefSeq and is a predicted model, not a curated record. NCBI's taxonomy places the organism in Eukaryota, Viridiplantae, Streptophyta, Magnoliopsida, Ericales, Ericaceae. Gene Ontology annotation, cellular component: endoplasmic reticulum. The coding region runs from base 103 to 1248 and encodes 381 amino acids. Gene Ontology annotation, molecular function: protein disulfide isomerase activity. The transcript is spliced from 10 exons.